Messenger RNA from Parnassius mnemosyne (clouded apollo), 1386 nucleotides. Lineage: Eukaryota; Metazoa; Arthropoda; Insecta; Lepidoptera; Papilionidae. The record is from the annotation of a GenBank genome assembly.
AUGUCUUCGGGAACGUUUGUGGAUAGAAUUGAUCCGUUCGCCAAGCGUUCGUUGAAGAAAAAGGCUAAGAAAUCGCAAGGCUCCUCACGCUAUCGCAACACGCAGGACGUGGAGCUUCAGGCGCUGCCACUUCUCAAAGAUGUUCCAAGCAGUGAGCAGGAGGAACUGUUUAUUCGUAAAUUGCGCCAAUGCUGUGUAGCAUUUGAUUUCAUGGAUCCAGUAGCUGACCUUAAGGGCAAGGAGAUUAAGCGUGCCACACUCAAUGAGCUUGUGGAAUACAUCACUGGAGGCCGUGGAGUUCUUACUGAGCCUGUAUAUCCAGAAGUUAUUAAAAUGAUAUCGGCCAACCUGUUCCGCACUCUACCGCCAAGUGAAAAUCCCGACUUCGACCCCGAGGAGGACGACCCGACGCUUGAGGCCUCAUGGCCUCAUCUCCAGCUAGUCUACGAAUUCUUCCUACGUUUCCUUGAGUCGACCGACUUCCAGCCAACUAUUGGCAAGAAGGUUAUUGACCAGAAGUUUGUUUUGCAGCUUUUAGACUUAUUUGACUCCGAAGAUCCACGCGAGCGUGACUUCCUGAAAACUGUACUCCACCGCAUUUACGGCAAGUUCUUGGGACUGCGAGCCUUCAUACGAAAACAGAUCAAUAAUAUUUUCUUACGAUUUGUUUAUGAAACUGAGCAUUUCAAUGGUGUUGGAGAACUUCUAGAAAUUUUGGGAAGCAUAAUCAACGGUUUCGCUCUGCCGCUAAAGAGCGAGCACAAGCAGUUCCUGGUGAAGGUGCUACUGCCACUGCACAAGGUGAAGUGCCUCUCACUGUACCACGCGCAGCUCGCUUACUGCGUGGUCCAGUUCCUCGAGAAGGAUGCCACGCUUACCGAGCCUGUGGUGCGCGGUCUGCUCAAAUUCUGGCCCAAGACCUGCUCACAGAAGGAGGUCAUGUUUUUGGGUGAGAUUGAGGAGAUAUUAGAUGUCAUUGAACCAGCUCAAUUUGCCAAAAUACAAGAACCAUUAUUUAGACAAAUUGCAAAAUGUGUAUCCAGUCCACAUUUUCAGGUGGCUGAGAGGGCAUUAUACUUUUGGAACAACGAAUAUAUCCUAUCAUUAAUGGAGGAGAACAAUCAAGUAAUUAUGCCGAUAAUGUUCCCUGCAUUGUAUCGGAUUAGCAAGGAGCACUGGAACCAGACGAUUGUGGCGCUUGUCUACAAUGUGCUUAAGACUUUCAUGGAGAUGAACUCGAAGCUAUUUGAUGAGCUCACUGCCAGCUAUAAGGCAGAACGGCAAAAAGAGAAGAAACGCGAAAAAGAGCGUGAUGAGCUGUGGAAAAAGCUAGGGGAGCUUGAAAUCAGUCACAAGCGACAACAAGCCGGUGCCGUCGCCAAGUGA